This is a messenger RNA of Paramecium tetraurelia, 1700 nucleotides long. RefSeq lists its product as uncharacterized. The record is from RefSeq and is a predicted model, not a curated record. The transcript has 5 exons. Lineage: Eukaryota; Ciliophora; Oligohymenophorea; Peniculida; Parameciidae.
AUGAAUAAUUAAUCAUUAGCAAAAAGUGCAGUGGAACGAUUAAACCAAAGCAACUUUUAAGCAUAAUAGCCUUAUGAAUUUGAGAGCAAAUAUCAGUAGGAUCAAAAGGAAUUACCAAAUCCUACAAAAUUUGAUUUGGAUGUUAUGCUGAAAUUUCUGGAUGAAGUAGACUCAAGUGUCAAACAAACUCAUGAAUAUAAAUCCAUAAUUCAGAAGUACAAAUUGUCAACAUCCAAAUUUUGUUUAACUAUGGAAAAUGAUUAUCUGAAUAAUUUGCCAAAUGAAAAGAAAAUAUAAAUUUAUAGAGAUAUUUCACGAAUUUAUGAUCACUAAGAAGAGGCAAUAGAGUUAAAGGAUAAAGUUCGAAAGAUUAUUACAUAUAAAUUAGAAGAUAUGAGGAGAAAUACAAGAGAAUCUAAAUGGGGGUUGACAUUGAACUUACUUCAACUAUUGCUAAAUAAAAAUAAGGGAAAUAAAGACAUUUUUGAUUUAUUUUAAAAGAAACUGUUGCCACCUGAUGUAAGAUAGCUAGUGUGGAAAUUUUGUUUAGAAAAUAAAUAAAUAAGCGAUGAUUAUAGUCGUCUAUUGGGAAAGGCAAGAAUGUUAACAAUGUCAAGAUUUGAUGUUUAAAUCAUAAAGGACACAGAGCAAAUAGUUAAACAAAUGACUAAGCCUGAUCAAUUCGAUGGCAAUAUGAUUUUUGCAAUGAAAACCAUUCUGAGUUACUACGAAUUAAAAUAAGAUAGAAUUCUUACUGAUUAUUUAUACUUGAUCUGUAUUCCACUUGUCUAUGUUUUUGGAUCAAGUAAACAUCUACUUAAAAUACCAACCGAAUUGAUUGGAUACUUUUACUCAUUAUAAUUGAUAGUUCAAUUCUUUGAUCCAUUGGUCGAUUUGAUUGUGAGACAUGAUGAAAAGUAUGAAUCAGAAAUGACUGAUUUAUUUAUGAAUAGUGUUAAUGUUUUAGAUGAAGAAUUAGCCUUAAAAUUUCAGGGUGUUCUUAACUUAAAGAGUCCAACUUAAAGAUAAAUGUUAGUCAUAAUAAUAAAGAGAUUUGUACACUCUCUAGGGUUUGCAUUUUUACCUUUAGAUGUAACAUUGUUUAAUAUUGAUUAAAUGAUUAUGAAGGUAGUCAAGAAUAAAUUGGAAAUAUUUAUUAAUAUGGGAAUUAUGUGCUUUUGUAUAAGAAAAGAUAUCCUGGCUUGCAAGACUUGGGAUUAAAUAGUUGAUGUAUUUUAUACAAAGGCAAAGUUGAUUACUCUUCAAUAAUAUCAUGAAUACUAUUAGGAUGUGUACAAGAAUGUUAAAUUUUAUGUUUCGCCCUAUGAUGUAGACCCAUUUAAGGUAAAUAGAAAUGCUGAAUUUGCAACAGAUCCUUUGGCUGAAAUUAUUGAAAAAUAAUAGGAUAAAGACAUUAACGCAUUCAAAAAGAAGUGGUUUGAAGGUAAGGAAUUGUAUGAAGAUGAUGAUCCUAAUAUGGCUAGAUACUAACAAUAGCAAUAAUUACCUAAUAAAGAUAAGGCAAUUAAAGAUAUGAAGAUGUAAGAUGCAAUGAAAAAUGUGUAAAUGCAGCAAAAGCCAACUUAGAAACUGGGGAUGGUACCUGUUUAAGAUUCAGAUGAAGAAGAAGAUCUAUUUGAUGGAAUGGAUGAUUAAUGAUUCAUUUAUUUCUUAAAUUAUACAGAAACAGACCUAUUAAA